Messenger RNA from Cydia splendana, 2102 nucleotides. Its product is annotated as RUS family member 1. The transcript is spliced from 9 exons. The coding region runs from base 81 to 1685 and encodes 534 amino acids. Lineage: Eukaryota; Metazoa; Arthropoda; Insecta; Lepidoptera; Tortricidae. The record is from RefSeq and is a predicted model, not a curated record.
AUUCUUGAACAUUGUAGAUAAAAUAGAAUCAACAAUGUCUAAAUGUAGAAGUGAAGGUGAAAUUUUAUUAACGGAAAAGUAUGUUUCCUCAUCAAAAGAGCGGCUUUACAUCAAGCCACCUGCAAAACAUUGUUGUAUUAGAAGAGAGGCGAUCCAGUAACCUAACUAACUGGUUUACCCAAAUAUUUCUACCCCAGGGCUAUCCCGACAGUGUUAGCAAAGAUUACUUACCAUACCAAGUGUGGGACACGGCACAAGCUUUCUGUAGUACAAUUUCAGGCAUUCUUGCAACUCAGGAGGUACUUCGAGGAGUGGGGGUGGGAGAUACCAACGCCACCCCUCUUGCAGCUACUAUUACUUGGGUCCUCAAGGAUGGUUGUGGACACAUUGGGAGAAUAUUAUUUGCUUUCAGUCAUGGAACAUACCUAGAUGCAUACAGUAAAAAAUGGAGACUUUAUGCUGACACUCUUAAUGAUGCAGCAAUGUGCAUCGAAAUAGCUUUGCCGAUGUUCCGGAACUACACUACAUUUGCAUUAUGUGUCAGUACCGUCAUGAAGGCUAUUGUGGGUGUUGCAGGUGGUGCUACUCGAGUAGCGAUGACCCAACACCACGCAAUAAGAGGCAACAUGGCUGACGUAUCGGCGAAGGAUUCUGCUCAAGAAACUGCGGUCAAUCUCAUCGCUUCAAUCACAGCACUGCUAAUUAUUACGUUAUUUGGCAACUCUAUUAUAAUAUUUAUAAUGAUGAUAAUACUUCAUAUUACAUUCAACUAUUUUGCUGUGCGAGCUGUUUGUUUGAAAACAUUGAAUGAACCAAGAUUCCUACAAGUUAUCGAAACUUAUUUGAAGAAAGAAGUUAUGGCUACUCCUUGCGAAAUAAAUCAGAAUGAACCAAUCGUAUUUUACCAAUUAGGACCAAAUUUAUUAGACUUGAAGAUAGCCGGAUUUCAGAUAAAAUUAGGAGGUUCAGUAACGUCCUUUCUACAGCGUAAUCCCAAGGCAGCGUGUUUGAAGGUACUGAGCGAGAUUUAUGGGCGUCGCGAGUACAUGCUGGUCCCCGACGUGGCGAGCCGCCAACUGUUAGUGGUGGUGAAGGAUUCGGCCGCGCCGGACGACGUCUUGUGCGCUUACUUCCACGCCGUGCUGCUGUCUAUCGUGACGUGCGCUAUCAACGAUCACAAUUUGCCAAUAUAUCAAAGCACGGGCUAUCCCCGGCCUUUCGCCCUGGUGUGCCAAGCGCUGCAAGCGGCCGAGUGGAGCCGCGCGGCCGCGGAGGGCGCUGUCGCUGGCCGCUUCUCUUACGGGCCGUCCCCGGAGCUCGCGCGCUACGUCGACAAGAUUGUCAACAAGGAGUGGCACCGGAUGAGGGCGGGUAUGAGGCAGACAGGUUGGGACUUGAGUAAACACCUGCUAAUGGUGGACGAAUGGCGUAUUUGUAACCAUGGCAACGCCACAGUAGAACCAUCCUCAAAUAAAUUGCAUUUAAAUGAAGAAAUCGGUGAGCCGGGCAACAAACUAGCAUUUGGUGACUUGCUGGGCGAAUUCAUGGAUAUCGACUUCACGAUUGAACCUAAUGGGAGGUUCGAGAGGCUGCCGAGUGGAAUGGUAUUCAGAACACAAUCGGAUGCGAAAGUACUGAACGCGACGGAAGCGAAGCCCGAUGUGAUUGAUCUCGACAAGCAAUGACUGGUAGACAUUGACGUGGAUGUUAUUAAGUUGCAUCCGCUGCUACCUGUUAAAAGCAAGCUUUAGGACUGAAUCAAUCGAAUCAGGUAACGCAUUAAACAGUAUAUCUAUGAUAGAGAUCCUCUUUUAGAGUUACAAGUAAGAUCAUCUAAUGAGUUGUCAAAGAAUCAGUUCUCGAUUACAAUAUUAUUGGAAGCACAGUUGAAGCGUUGCAGCAAUCUUAACCGUAAUCGGAGUAUAGAUACAGACUUUCAAUUCGCAAUGUUUGAGUUUGAUACUAUACCUACUCUAAUUGAAUCAUUACAUUAUACCUCGUUUAUAGGAAUAAAAUCUAAAUAAAAUAUUUUCAAUCUUAACUGAAUGCUGAAUGAGUAAGUUUAAUUGUUUAAAUAACAAAUAUUAUUGCAACCAUUGCUA